AUGUCUAUACUCAGUUCUUCACAUACUAUGCGACCUACCACCCUAUCACGAGCAUUUAGGCUAAACUGCCUCAAGCCUCGUGCGCUAACUAGCACACCGCGGAGAUACUUGACCAUGUUGAGUCCUCCUAAGUUUGAAAAUGAAAAGAUGCUUGACUAUGCCAAAGGCUCUUCAGAAAGAGCUGAGUUGACCAAAGCCAUUCAAAGGCUCAAAAGUCAAUUCCCUAUUACAAUUCCUAUUACAAUUAAUGGAUCAGAUAUCGAAACAAAACAAUCUCGCUCUCAACCAAACCCCUCAAGGCACCGUGAGAUUGUCGCAAACUAUGCCUCCGCCACCCCAGAGCAAGUGAAUGCCUCCAUAGAUGCAGCGCUCGGCGCCAAACCGGCCUGGGAGGCGACCCCUUUCGAGGAUCGGGCUGCCAUCUUCCUCCGAGCCUCUGAAUUAAUCACCGGCAAGUAUCGUUCAGAUAUUGUCGCAGCCACAAUGCUUGGCCAAGGAAAGAACAUCUGGCAAGCAGAGAUUGAUGCCCCCGCGGAGACGGCAGAUUUCUUCCGCCACUAUAUUCAAGAAGCCUGGGCUUUGUACUCUCAACAGCCUCGGGUUCACCUCGAUGGUAACUGGAAUAAGAUGGAGUAUCGCCCGCUAGAAGGAUUCACAUAUGCCAUUGCUCCUUUCAACUUCACUGCGCUCGGUGCAACGCUCAUUGGACCUGCCGCAUUACUUGGCAAUGUUGUUAUCUGGAAGCCAUCUGAUUCUGCUCUACAUGCUAGCUGGUUACUUUACCAGAUUUUGCUUGAGGCUGGACUCCCAAAGGAUGUUGUCCAGUUCCUGCCUGGCGAUGCAGAGCAAAUCACCAACACUAUCCUAAAGAGACCUGAAUUCGGAGCUCUGACUUUCAUCGGUGCCACCUCUACGUUCAAAGGGAUUCAAAAAAAGAUUGGUGACGGUAUUGGUGCGGGAAUCUACAACUCUUACCCUCGCGUAGUCGGUGAGACUGGUGGCAAGAACUGGGGUGUCGUUCACCCAUCCGCGGAUGUCAGAAGCGCUGCGCUGAACACAAUCCGCGCAGCCUUUGAAUACCAAGGUCAGAAGUGCUCUGCCAACUCACGUGUUUAUGUCGCCGAGUCUGUCUGGCCAGAGUUCCAGAAAGUUCUUGCAGAGGAAACCGCCGCGCUGAAGGUUGGCGAUGUCGAAGACUAUGGCAAUUUCAUCAACCCUGUGAUUCAUGAACGCUCGUUCGAUAAGCUUAACAAGUUCAUUGAGGAUGCCAAGACUGAUUGUGAACUUGAACUUCUCGUUGGCGGCAAGGCUUCUAAAGAAGAGGGUUAUUACGUGCACCCCACCAUCUACCGGACGACAAACCCCCGCCAUGAGAUCAUGUCGGAAGAGCUGUUCGGGCCUGUUCUGGGUGUCUAUGUUUACCCCGAUGCUGAAUGGGAGCAGACUCUCAAGCUGGUUGACACUACAUCUCGCUACGCAUUGACUGGCAGCAUUUUUGCAAAGGAUCCGUAUGUCAGCCGCCAUGCACAGACUGUUCUCAAGCACGCAGCUGGCAUGCUUUACUUGAAUACCAAGUGCACUGGCUCAACUGUAGCUCAGCAGCCAUUUGGCGGCAGUCGAGAUUCAGGCACGAAUGACAAGACCGGCACUAUGGCCCAUCUGCAGCGAUUUGUUAGCACUCGCACGAUAAAGGAGGAGUUUGUACCCUUGGAGAAAGUCACAUAUCCUUCGAAUGAGGUUUAA
Messenger RNA from Penicillium soppii, 1743 nucleotides. Its product is annotated as L-glutamate gamma-semialdehyde dehydrogenase. The coding region runs from base 1 to 1743 and encodes 580 amino acids. Lineage: Eukaryota; Fungi; Ascomycota; Eurotiomycetes; Eurotiales; Aspergillaceae. Gene Ontology annotation, cellular component: mitochondrial matrix. Gene Ontology annotation, molecular function: L-glutamate gamma-semialdehyde dehydrogenase (NAD+) activity. The transcript has 3 exons. The record is from RefSeq and is a predicted model, not a curated record.